Vicia villosa (hairy vetch) is the source of this 2798-nucleotide messenger RNA. Its product is annotated as F-box/kelch-repeat protein At3g06240-like. Lineage: Eukaryota; Viridiplantae; Streptophyta; Magnoliopsida; Fabales; Fabaceae. The record is from RefSeq and is a predicted model, not a curated record. The transcript has 2 exons. Bases 106 to 2166 code for a protein of 686 amino acids. Gene Ontology annotation, molecular function: protein binding.
AUGGACGGUGGUGGGUAAGAAAAACAAAUAAGUUUAGGCGCCCCCAAUCCUAACCUAGAGAAAAUAAAGCAGAGGCAGUAGUCAUCACCACCGGCAGAAGAAGAUAUGAUGGAUUCCGCCACCGUGUCCCACGAUGAUCAGAAGGUUAGCAGAAGAUAUAUUCCAAUAUCAUUCUACAUGGAUUCCGCCGUCAACCACCCUGGUCCGAUUCGUAAGGUCAGCAAAAAUUCUAUCCCACUAUCGUUCUACACAACCACCCACGUCUACCACCCUGCUCCUGAUCCGACCUCUGAAUCAAAGAUGGAUGUAUUUGUGGUAAAUGAAGAAAAGGAUACCAGAAAGAAGAAUCCACUAUCGUUCUACAUGGAUCCCACCGUCUCCCACCCUGGUCCGUUGCUUAUAAACUAUAUACAACUAUACAAUUCAUCUGAAUCAAAUUCAUCCGAAUCAAAUUCAUCUGAAUCAAAGUUCAGCUUUGGUAGCUUUGAUUCCGAGUCCUCUGAAUCGAAAUCAUCUGAAUCAAAGUUAUGCUUUGGUAGCUUUGGUUCCCAGUCCUCUGAAUCAAAGUUAAACUUUCGUAGCUCUACAACCAAAUCAUCUAAAUCAAAGUUAAACUUUCGUAGCUCUGAAUUCAAAUCAUCUGAAUCAAAGUUAAGCUUUCGUAACUCAAAGUUAAGCUUUGGUUCCCAGUCCUCUGAAUCCAAAUCAUCUGAAUCAACUUUAAGCUUUCGUAGCUCAAAGUCAAGCUUUGGUUCCGGGUCCUCUGAAUCAAAAUCAUCUGAAUCAAAGUUAAGAAAGUUAAGCUUUGGUUCCGGGUCCUCUGAAUCAAAAUCAUCUGAAUCAAAGUUCAUCUUUGGUAGCUUUGGUUCCCCGUCCUCUGAAUCAAAAUCACCUGAAUCAAAGUUUAUCUUUGGUAGCUUUGGUUCCGAGUCCUCUGAAUCAAAGUCUGUGGCAAAGGUCAGCAAAAACUAUAUUCCUCCGUCCUCCAAAUCAAAGGUUAGCAGAAACUCUAUUCCCGAUAAAUUUGCUUUCUCUAUUCUUUCAAAACUCCCCAUAAAGUCAUUGAAGCGCUUUGGAUGCGUACGCAAAUCAUGGUCCGUUUUAUUUGAAAACACUGAUUUCAUGACAAUGUACAGAGAACAUUUCAUAUCUCGUCAUGGUUCCUACGAUGAUUAUCAUUCAUUUAUUCUCACAAGUCAUCGGCUUGAUCAUGGUUUUAUCCACUCUGAAUUUCAUUUGGUCGAAAAUAGACUCAAACUAAAUUUGCCAUCUCCACUUCAACGGUCUGGCAAAUAUACUUGUAUUCUCGGCUCCACAAGUGUUAACGGCUUUUUUUGUCUCGGCCAACAUUAUCUAGCUAUGAAGACGCCCCAAUAUGUAUUAUGGAAUCCCCUUACCGACGAAUUCAUGGGCAUUCCUUCUAGCCCCACUGAACUUACACCAAAACACCCUAGUUUCGACACCCUCAGUCUCGAACCUAUUUUUCACGGGUUUGGUUAUGACCAACUUAGACAUGACUUUAAGGUCGUUCAGUAUGUAUCAUUUGUUUCCGCUCGCUCUUCUCGGCUUACAACAAGUUUUUUUGAGAUAUAUAGUUUAAAAAGUAAUUCUUGGAGAAUGAUCGACAUGGACAAUGAUCUGUCUCAUUGGGGUUAUUUUUAUUCUAGGGCAUUUUCUGGUCACGAAGUUUAUCUGGAUGGAGCGUGUCAUUGGUUGGUUUCGGAAUGUAUCAACCAUCGAAGGGCUAUGACCGUCUUGUCAUUUGACUUGAGUCGUGAGGUGUUCUUUACAACACCCGUCGGGGAACAACCUUAUGCUCCAUACGCUGAUCUUCUAUGCUUGACAGUGUUAAAUGGAUCUAUUGCUUUACUAUCCAAUCAUCACGACGAUGUUGUUUUUCACAUAUCUAUUCUGGGUGAACUCGGUGUGAGUGAAUCAUGGAUCAAACUAUAUACUUAUGGCCCCUCACCUUCCAUCCAAUGGCCACCACUUGGAUUUGGGAAGAUGGGACAUCUUUUCAUUAGAAAAAAAGAUCAUGAAAUCGCCUAUGUUGAUUUGAGCACCCAAAUUAUUGAGGAGGUUGGUAUUACUGGUGGAAAGACAAAUUAUAAUAUUGGUGGUCUUUACAAGGAAAGCCUUCUUUCGUCGGAGGAUCAAUGUAACUAGGUUUUCUUCUUCUUGUAGUUUUCACUUGAAAGGUCUGGUAACAUGAUGAUGAUGAUGGAUUGUAUUUUGGUGACUGCCUUUUGAUGAAUCUUGAAUGGCAGUCUGGUUUUGUGAACGUGUAUACUGCAAUGUAUGGAUUGGGGGGGCAAUAAUUAGGCGUUGUAUGAGAUAUGAGGCCAAGGUUCAUAUCUAUGGGUGCCUAAAUGACGUUUAUGUGGACACUUCCAGCCAUAUAUCACAUGUUGAGAGAUGCAUGGAGGUUCUAUUUUCCUUAUUACCAGUAGUUAUGAAUUCCUAUGGUAGUGUAAUGUCAGGGGACACAAGCUCUGCAGAGGAAUGGGAACGUGUUCCCUGGAACUGUUGUAGACACAGAUGUGGUAAAUCCUUUUGAAUUUGAUUUUUACCUUUGUAGCCACAAUGGAAGCCUAGGUACAAGCAAACCAACACACUACCAUGUGUUGUGGGAUGAGAACAAGUUUAGUUCUGAUGAUUUGCAGAAACUGAUAUAUAAUCUAUGCUUUACCUUUGCAAGGUGCACAAAACCUGUAUCUUUAGUCCCUCCAGUGUACUAUGCCGAGACUGAUAUAUAAUUUGUGUAAAGGUGUUGGUUGGUUACCAAUUUUCACAUUAAA